CGUUCCAUGGCUACUACUACUUCCGGGUCAGCUUCGUUCCAUGCAAUGACAUUGUACCAAACAUUUACACAAUCUAUACGGGGAGUGUGUCUGUUCACGUUGUUGCUGUACAUUUUUAUGAAAGACAACGUUGACCGACAUAGUUUUACAAUAUGACACCAAUGUCGACGGGAUUCACUGAAGAGCGACAGGGCAAAGCACAGAGUCCUGUAGGAAUGGAUUACAUCCCCACAGAAGAUGAGAGGAGAGUCUUCAGAGAAUGCAACCAGGAGAGCUUCUUGUACAGAUCCGUGCCCUUCUCAGUGGUCAGCAUGCUUGUCACUCAAGGCCUCAUCCAUAGAGGAGCUCUGACGUCGUCGUCCAGGUUUGGAUCCCUCCCUAAAGUGGCCUUUGCGGGGCUGUGUGGCUACCUGGCAGGGAAGAUGUCGUACAUGAAGCAUUGUCAGGAGAAGUUCAAGAGGCUGGAGCACUCCCCUCUGGGAGAAGCACUGAGACAGAGGACCAGACCCAACGCACAGUCGUCUCAGGGCCCCCAGUCAGAGAUGAGUGACCCCGACCAGGUGACCUUUGACCCCAUGUUCCAGGCCUCUGACCCCCAGAGCCAGGUCCCACCCGACGCCAGAGACUAUGGAUACAGUGACGCCCCCACCCCAGCAGCACAGACCAGCCGCACCGCUGCAGACAUCGACUACAACAUGCCAGCCCAGUCGUUCCUGGAUGACGAGGAACCCAGGAGGAAGCCCAUCAUGUACGAGCACCUGAGGAACAAGAACCGAGAGAACUAUGAGGUCACGCUUACCCAGAAGGCUGAGACGCUGCUCAAACCAGAGCCUGGCCGGCAAGAGAGGACCGCCCCCAAGAUGGACGCGGGGAAGAAGAAUGUCUACGGAGACAGCUGGGAGGAGGAGUGAGUCUCUCCAUCCCACCUCGUCAUCUGUUAUCACUGGCAGUGCUGAUUGCGCAACGAUACCUACAAAACCCCAUGUGGUUGCUUUGCUAUGAUUUAGGUCUCAAUUUAUUAAAUGGGAGAAUCUCAAUUGCUUUUCCUUGUUUCCUCUCUCCUCGUCUUCUCAAAACCCAUUGGAUGAGAAGGUCAGAGGGCAGGCAGGUAGCCUAGUGGUUAAGAGCGUUGGGCCAGUAACCGAAAGGUGAAAAAUCUGUCUGUGCCCUUUAGCAAGGCAUUUAACCCUAAUUGCUCCUGUAAGUUGCUCUGGAUAAGAGUCUGCUAAAUUACUAAUGUUUUUUUAUUUAUUUUUAUUAGGGACCUGCCGAAUGCGAGGAAUUAAGGAAAUGCAAUUGAGAUUCUCCCAUUGUCUGUCUGAUUCUGUCUUUUGAAAACAUGUCAAUAAACCCAAUAGGUUUUCAGAAUGCGUAA
Molecule: messenger RNA, 1375 nt
Organism: Coregonus clupeaformis (lake whitefish)
Lineage: Eukaryota; Metazoa; Chordata; Actinopteri; Salmoniformes; Salmonidae
Product: OCIA domain-containing protein 1
Exons: 9
Coding region: 153-911 (252 amino acids)
Cellular component (GO): endosome
Source: RefSeq, a predicted model, not a curated record